Messenger RNA from Paramuricea clavata, 4944 nucleotides. The record is from the annotation of a GenBank genome assembly. NCBI's taxonomy places the organism in Eukaryota, Metazoa, Cnidaria, Anthozoa, Malacalcyonacea, Plexauridae.
AUGGGGAAACGCCAAAGGUGAGUGAAAUUUUGACUAUUUUCUUGUAUUAACAACUGAGAGAAACUCUAUUUUUAAUAAAACACGGUUUCAAUUUGUUCUAUAAAGUAGUUCUGAUUUGUUUAAAGCCGUUUUGUUGACCGAAGCGAAGUCAUUUUGCUGUUGUUUAGGUCUUUUAAACCGGAACGAAUUGUAGAAACUGAGUAAUUUAUUGUUGGGUUUUUUUAAUUUUACUCCAUAAAAGUGUGUGAUAUUUUGUGCUGUAGUAAGUAUAAGCAUUAUAGCAAUUGUCUUGACAAUUUACUGGGCAAGAAAACUAAAAAAAUAGAAUAUUGCAAUAACAUAAUUCGCAAUUCGGCCAUCUUGUUUUGGGUGUUUGUUACAAUUCAGUUGCUUCUUGUAUAUUUUUCUAUUUCUGCAAUGCUUUGGACACUCGAUAAUAUCCUCACAGACUAAUAAAAUUGCUAUGCCUUAAACGAAAAUAUAUGCCGUUGAUGUUUGAAGCCCUGAAAACAUUAAAGAAACGUUGUUUUGAGCAAAUUUCUUGACGAAUGCCAAUUUUGCAUGCUACCGGAUGAAUUUGGAACCGCGCUGAAAUUCAUCCGUUUCGGCCUUCCGUAUACACGAGAACCAUGGAGUACCGAUAGAAACCACAGCAAGUUUCUAAUACUGUGUACACUGCAUAUACCCUCACGUUUGAGAUAUUUUUUCAAAUAAACAACGGCUUAUUGUAGUCAAUACUACCUACAUGCACUAGAACCCCACGUUUGAGAUAUCGUUUUCAGGUAGUGCAGAAAUAAACAAUAUGUUGACACUUUAUACAAGAACGAGCGAAUUAAAAUACAUCGGUCACGCGAUAUUCCAUUUUAUUUGCCACCAAAUACAAAACUAGCUACCGCAUAUUUGAUAUAUCUCAUCGCAUAUGCCCCCCAUUCGCUAACUGUAGUAUUUUGCUUUACAGCAAGGCAACAGUAGUCUUGUCUGGGUCUGAUCAAGAAACGCCACAAGAACACAUCAACGAAGAUAAAAUGGAAGUGCCAGUCGAGAAGGAAAUCACUUCAGAUAAUGUGGGUGAUAACAGCACACAAAAUGUUGAAAAAGUACAACUAGAAGGCAUGGGUAUGAAUACGUUAUUUCAAUAGUUUUCGUUUUUUUUGGGACACCCUUUAGUGCCGUUUAGAAAACAAAGAAAACAAAAGGCCAAGACAAAGAAAACAAAACAAAGGCCUUGUCAAAGGCCUAGUGUGACGGUGUUUGACCUAAUUAUUCAGCAAACCUAUACCAACCCUGAUAAUUCCUGUGUUCUUUGAAUUUGUCUAACAAUAACUAAUUAGCAAAACGGUAGGUUGAGGCAUGAGACAUGAGUCAGUAAUCACAAAGCCUAAUGAGGUUAUUUCUCGGGUGGAACUAAUUAUAAAAGACAAAGAAAAACUCUGCUCCGCGCGCACAAUUCCGCCUAAUAAUGUUGUUUGACUAUUGUCUUUUCAUAUAUUGAUUAUUGUUUUGAAAAGCCCACUGGUCACUGUUCUCUAGGGUGUCCCAAAAAAAACGAAAACUAUUGAAAUCAGCAAUAACAUUUAAUUGUUAGAAUUUGAAUGCCUUAGCGCUCUGUUGGUUCCCACGAGUGCAUAAAUGAUUGACAUAAGUGAAUUUUAUGCAUAAAGAAACUGUUUAAGAAGCUGUUUUUAAUUCCCAGGAGCAGAAAAUCGCGCACUUCACCAGGAGAUAUUCCUAACUAAAUUCUAAUACAUGCGCCUUGUCAAUAUUUUACGCAUCAUUACGUCCAGCUGUUUGGUAGGGCAUUCAAAUUUAACAACUGAUAAGGAACACCGCGGAAAAACGUCUGCGCAUGCACCAAAUUAUGAAAAUAUGGCGGGGAAUUUGAAUAUCAAUUUCUAAAACAAAACAUGCUUAUUAAUUGGUCAAAAAUUAGUAAAACAAACGAGAAAAUAUAGCAAAUGGGUAGACUAGACAUUAAUUGAAAGCGUCCUGGCAUUUAAAGUAUGGAAUGAAAUAGAAUUCAUGUAAAAAAUUGUUGAUUUUAACGGACACGACUUCGAAAAUUUUUGCAAAAUUAUUCAAAACAAAAAUUCAAACUCAAAAGUUAAGAAAACUCUCGAAAAGUUAAGCUUCUUAACCCACUCAAAUUGUAGAAUAAAUCCUAAAGUUUAAUUAUUGUGAACACGCAAUUUUUUUAUAUUUGGCGACACAGUUUUUUUUUAAAGAAUUGUAUCUCAAACGAAAUUCGGAAAUUGUCAUUGCUUAGUUGAUAAACAAAAUGUUUGAGACGAUAAAUUUGUCAACAAUCACCUUUAGUUCAUGUUGUUGUACAAUACAAUUUCUUGAACCUUCUGGCUGUAUUUAUUUCUAGUUUUUAGAAUGACAUGUUUAUUUUUGCGCUUGAAAUCUGGCUGUAAAGACGCACAAUGAAGUCACUCCUUUUUACCGCCAUUUUGAGCCUUCGGAAACGUUCGGAACAGCUUCUCAUCAAGUUCGCAAUACUAUUACAGGUAAGGUUGACGCAUGCGCAGACGUUUUUCCGCGGUGUUCUGAUAAGGAGGCUCCUGAAGGGGUAAAAUGGGAACUGGGAUUGAUCUAUUUUUAGACUGGGAAAAUGGGAUUUGGGUUGCUGGGACUGGGAUUUGGCCACUGGGAAUGGGAAAUGAAGUCCUCAAAAAUGGGAAUGGGAUUGAGGUAAUGCGAGUCGAUUCCCAAUUUUUCUACGUUUUAAGUAUUUUAAAAUACAAUUUUGAUCCGUUUUGGGUGUCUUUUGUCAUGAUUUUUGUUGUUAACUAUAUUAUUCACAGCACUACCUGCGAACAGGCAUACUCUGGCCCCCGGAAUUCUGGGUUUUCUGAUUAUGCGUGUCUCAGAAUGCUGCAAAUGCCAUUUCCGGGAUUCAAAUUUAAAAAUUUUUUGUGCCUUCGGCACAAGCCCCCACCCCAAUUUCAUAAAGUGUGCGCCACUUGCACACACGGUGGUUUAUUGUAUCGAUAAAUAAAGGGGUUUUUUAUUGACUGGGAUUUCAAUAACUCGGACUGGGAUUUCUAAUAAAAAUCCAAUUGGGACUGGGAUUUUGCCAAAAUUUCAGGUGGGAAAUGGGAUUGGGACCCCCCCCCCCCUUCAGGACCCUCGAUAAGUGAUUUCAAUAGUUUUCGGGUUUUUUGGGACACCCUGAAUAUAUGCCAUCCAGUCAUUGAUUGUCAGUUCAAUGGCUUAUUUCUGGCUGCACAAGCUUAUUUCUUUAGGCUUGGACGACGCAAAUAUCGGCAAAAAAGCUUCUUAAUUCUUAAAAUAUGUGAUGGUAACGGGUAUUAAAAAUGUUAAAUCUUGUCAUGUAUACGUUAGUUUCAAGCUAGAACUCCUGCCUUAUUCUUAUGAGCAUCAGUUGAUCUUCCAGUAACCAACGCAAAAGAGGUGAAAGCUGGCUUGGCGUAUGAAGUUGUGAUAAAACCAGCACUCGAACCAGAGAAGAAGCCAAAUAUCGAAUCCCCUGCCAAAGAAAUUACCAAAGAAAUUGUUAAUAAGAAGUUAGUUGAGGCCGCACAUAGAAGAAAGGUUCGGUUAUUGUACUUAAUUGUUAUUGUGAAAUUAUAUUAAGGCCAAAAAAAAAUAUGUGGGUUUCCGGUUUCUUCUUAUAAAAACUUAGGUAGGGUAGGUCGGUUUUAACUUCUUUUUUUAACUUUUUUUUAAUUUUCCGAACAAGCGGACGCCAUUUUGUUUAGUCAGUGCUUCCACAUACAAAGAUAAAUUUCCCUAAUAUUGCCUCAAAUUUCAAUUUUCCACAAACUUUUUCCUCUAAGUGGAAACACUUACAACCAUGAUCCAAUAAAAAAGUUUAGGGUCGGGAUUUCGACGUCCAAAAGCUAGGUAGGGUCGGGAAACCGGAAACCCACAUAUUUUUUUUUGGCCUAAUGGGUGAUACCAGCUGCAGACUAAAUUUUGAUCAAGGCAAGAUGAACGAAAUCCAACACCACAGCUAGAAAGAGCGUCUUAGAAUGAGCAAAACUGCAAAGAUUGGUUGCUAAAUGUUGUAAAACUAAUAUAGCCCUGUGAAGUUCGCAAAUUUUGUAUAUAUUAUUAGGCAAAAAAAAUAUGUGGGUUUCCGGUUUCCCGACCCUACCUAGCUUUUGGACGUCGAAAUCCCGACCCUAAACUUUUUUAUUGGAUCAUAUCAUGCUUGUAAGUGUUUCCACUUAGAGGAAAAAGUUUGUGGAAAAUUGAAAUUUGAGGCAAUAUUAGGGAAAUGUAUCUUUGGAUGUGGAAGCACUGACUAAACAAAAUGGCGUCCGCUUGUUCGGAAAAUUAAAAAAAAAGUUAAAAAAAAAGUUAAAACCGACCUACCGUACCUAAGUUUUUAUAAGAAGAAACCGGAAACCCACAUAUAUUUUUUUUGGCCUUAUGGUAAAAAUAACCGCCUUCGGCGCAAUGCAAACUUUGCGAGCUUCACAUAUGUUCACAGGCCUAUAUUUUCCUUAUUUUACAAAAAUUCGCAACCAAACUUUGCAAUUUUACUCAUUUUAAGAUGCUCUUUCCAGCUGUUGUGUUGGUUUCCUUCCUCUUGUCGAGAUCAAAAUUCCGUCUAUACCUGGAACCAUCCAUUAUUACUAUAGUGCAUGACAUUAGGUGAAAUGAUCAUAUAGCCUGUGUCACGUUUCAAAGGACCGUCUGCGAGUGAAAUGAUUUGCUAUUUAGAUUCUCGCAAGUGAAAAACACGAAAAAAUUGUGGCGGAAAUGGAGCAUGUGAAACAAGUGCAUCAUGUUCGCACUGAAAGUGUGGAAGAGAAGACGAAGCAAGUCGCUGUGAAAUUAGAAGAAAAACGCAAGACGAUUGAAGCGAGGCAAGAAGCAGCGAGAAUCGAGCUGGAGAAACAACGCCAAGCAAAACAAGAACGUUUUAAAGAUGUUUUACAACAUGCACAUAAAAAAGAAGAACUUUUAGUCAAG